GAGCAGACAACCCCGCAGACGAGCCUCGCUUUUUGAUCAGCGGCCACGGCACGCCUAAGGGCCAGGCGGAAGGACCUGAAAAACCAGCUGCCUGAGAUUAUUACUCUCAACUCCGGCGCAACAAGUGAGCAAGCGUGGAGCCUCCUCCUCCUCUGCACAUAAACACUCUGAUUCCCACAGAAACCACACACUCAGUGGCAUCUCUGGUGCGUUUUUAAACUCUUUUGUUCUUUGUUUCUGUCUGUCCCGUCUGUGUGUACCUGUGGGACUGCCACUUCAGCAGCACCUGGGAUUUAUUUCCUCUCUCGGAGUAGCUCACACACUCCUCUACUCCCUUGUGCCUCCCUCCGCAAACUUGCUGUGACUGUCAGCCCUUACACUGGUGGACUAUGCCCCCCUCAGUCAGCUGAGGGAGGGGGCUCUGUGCUGCUCAGGCUCCCAUCUGGAGAAGGCAGGGGCUGAAAUCAAAGAGGAGACAGUUAGGUUAUUGCUGAAGAUGCAAGCUUCAACUGUCUCACCUGUGACCAACACUACAGUACCUUCAAACACAACCACAGUCACAAAGACAAAAGAACAAAUACUUAUCCAGAGUUCUGGGGCAAUGAUCGCUGUCAUCGUCAUAGGUAUCAUCAUCAUUCUCGCAAUUCUCCUCAUCAUCCUGAAGACGUACAACAGACGGACCCAUGCAUCCAGAGUGCUGGGAGCCAGCGGUGGCUCCAAACCUCGCCCGAAGAUGUCACAAUCCACAGUUCAAAGCAGCAUGCCGCUGAGCACCAUGGGAGUCAACUCUGUGUCUGGCAGCAUCUCCAAUUCAAACCCGACCUCGGAGAACAGCUUCCAGCUGCCCACAACGGAGCUGAACGCCACGGAGGAAAACUUCAUAGAGCAGUCCAGCACCAUCAGCGAAUCCACGGCGAUCACCAUACACUCUUCUCCGUCAAUAGAAAACACAUAGCAACAAGACUGUGGUUUGUCUCACAACAACCGGCACUGACUGAUGUGUCGUCUUCAUCCGUGACCACUCGCUGUGUGCUGACUGAAUCCUGUGGAAACUCGAUCCGUGACUUCAGUGCUGUCGAUCUCCACCAACCGAGCCACUGCUGGUGAAUACGAUGAUAACAAGAUGUCCUUUAGGUGUGCAAAAAAUAUACAUCAUGAACAAAAUAGUACCAUAAACACAUAAAAUGGAUUACAUGAAGGAUGUUGCAUGACGGCAAACUGAGACUUUCAUGAGACUUUUGGCUACAGUCAGUGUUCAGAGUAUAGAUGCCAGAAGUUUCCUGCUGUUUUAAUACUAAUUCAAUGAAGAUGUGUAGUAAAGACUGUAAUGGCUUUGCUCCUAAGUGUGUACAUUUCUGUAUUUAAGAGGACCACAUAGGUUCAUGAGAAACUGUAAGUUUAGUAUGAACUCCAAAGAAGACAAAGACAGUAUAAAAGAAUGGAUAACUGUAUGAUGAAGGAAAGAGUUUUGAGAUUUUUUUUUUUAUUUAACAACAAAAUUACUAACUAAAUCUGGUUUAUAUUGCAUUUUACUGUCUUUGUUUUCCGAUCGCAGAUUAGUUUUUGUGUAAGAAAUAUAUAAAAUAUCAGUGUAUUUUUUUUUACCAUGUAUAAAGAAGAGACCACAGAGAUAUUAUGUGUGUGUCAGUUUAACUUGCUGAUGUGAAUCCUUUUUAGUUUGACGCCAAAGGAUUUUGCACUUUACUUUUUUUCGCUCCGGUAUUUUCAUUGU
Messenger RNA from Plectropomus leopardus (leopard coralgrouper), 1732 nucleotides. RefSeq names its product non-compact myelin associated protein (gene ncmap). Lineage: Eukaryota; Metazoa; Chordata; Actinopteri; Perciformes; Serranidae. Gene Ontology annotation, cellular component: Schmidt-Lanterman incisure; paranode region of axon; plasma membrane. The record is from RefSeq and is a predicted model, not a curated record. Gene Ontology annotation, molecular function: structural constituent of myelin sheath. Gene Ontology annotation, biological process: regulation of myelination.